UUCCCAUUGAUUAUUGGGCUAAAUCUUUCCCAACGAGACGAUUGAAUGCCCGAAAAGUGAAAACCACAUUGAGGAAGAAUGGAGAAGCCAUCGUUGACUAAAGAUUCCCUCUCAUAUCUCGCCGGCUUCCUGGGGAACGUCGGAGUUACAGAGAAAAUUCCACCGGAGUUCGAUUCCAAAGGAUUCUGUUCCGACUUCUUUCGUAGUAUAAUCAAAAUCAAUCGCAUCGAACGCGGCCGAAUCUCGUCUUCUCUCUCCGUCAAAGCCUGUCUAGCUAAUAAGUAUGGCGGUUUGCACGGUGGUUCAUUUGCAUCUGUGGCAGAGACGAUGGCAACCGAUUGUGCUAGAACUGUUUUGGGAGAUGAUGAUGAUAAAGAUGUUUUCCUUGGGGAAUUGAGCAUCUCUUAUCUCUCUGCUGCUCCCAUUGAUUCUGAUUUGAUCGUGGAAGCUUCUGUAGUGAAGAGUGGAAGAAACUUAACAGUGAUUCUAGUCGAGUUCAAACUCAAGAACUCGGGAAAGUUGAGUUGUCUUUCUCGUGCUACAUUCUACAACAUGCCUCUCGCCAAGUUGUGAGUUGCAGGUCAUCUAAUGUCAAAGAGAAAUGGAAGCAUUAAAGAUUAAAGGAGGAGAAGAAGGAUGAGUCUUCAUCUGUUAAUUCAUAUGAUGAUGGAAUGAUUGUUGACAUAAUUUAUACUUCUUUUUCUUAUGUGGUAUAAAUCAUUUUGUCACACAAAUAGUGUAUCUUUAGUUCUAAUUUUAAAUCAUUUAUCACUUGA
Impatiens glandulifera is the source of this 776-nucleotide messenger RNA. RefSeq names its product acyl-coenzyme A thioesterase 13-like. Lineage: Eukaryota; Viridiplantae; Streptophyta; Magnoliopsida; Ericales; Balsaminaceae. Gene Ontology annotation, molecular function: fatty acyl-CoA hydrolase activity. The record is from RefSeq and is a predicted model, not a curated record. The transcript has 4 exons. The coding region runs from base 79 to 573 and encodes 164 amino acids.